GCAGAUUCGCUGGGGCGACCGCGCUGUGCCUCGCGGGCGCCUGGGCCUGGUCCGGAAAGGCCGCGUCGUGGCCAAGCGCCGACAGCCUGCGGCCGGGCGGCAGCGGUGGUCCCACGAGUGGGACAUCGCGCUGGUCCAGGCCGCAGCCUACCGCAGCCUGGCGCGGGCAGGGCGCCCGCGCAAGGGCAAGGUGGCGAUGGGCAAGACGCGGCGCAGUCUGGAGCUCGCCUCCGCGGUGGCCCGCGUCACCGAGCGCGCUCUCGACUCGCGGCUGCGCAC
Molecule: messenger RNA, 279 nt
Organism: Prorocentrum cordatum
Lineage: Eukaryota; Dinophyceae; Prorocentrales; Prorocentraceae
Source: the annotation of a GenBank genome assembly